GCCGAGGUGGGUGUGGUGUGAGUGCCUUCACUUUGGGGAGGGGGCGUCCAAUGCUGUCUCUCCUCCCACCCUGCAUGCGCCGAGAUUUGGAGGCGGCUGCGGAGAGUGUGCCUGUGUUAAUUACAGGAGGCUGCAUCUGUUCCCCCCUAUACGGUGUGUGUGACACCUCUGGACCCCCGUCACCAUGGACUCAGCAGCAGCUGCAGGAAAGGACAUGAGUGAUGAUUAUAAUGACGACGUCCUGUCGGACAGCGAGAAGGAAUCCACGCCACCUAAAAAAAGAAGGUGUGGCCUGCGUGUUGCCCUGCAGUUUCCAGGCAAGAAGUGUGGAAACAAGGAGAGAAAGUCUUUCGGUGCUCCUCCUAAACCAAUGCCGUCCCCGCAAGCCAGGAAGAGGUCUGCCAAGGAGAGGAAGCCACAGAGCGGCAAAGAUGUAAAACCUCACUCUGAUUCAGAGGGAGAAAAUGACAAGUCCAAGCAGGAAAACUCAAGUGCAUUGCUUAAAAGGGCAAUGAACAUAAAAGAGAACAAAGCUGUGCUGGCCCAGCUUCUUGCAGAGCUGAACUCUGUGCCGGAGCUGUUUCCAAUGAAAACUACUACUCCCUCUAAGCAGAAAAAAACAAGCCGAAGAACGUUUUCUGAGGGCCCAAUUGAAAGGCGCACUAAUCCAACAAGGAGUGCCCGGCCACCAGAGAAUUUUGCAUUGGAAACGUUUACGGCAUCGGCGAUGCAGUUUGCAGAACAUCUCCAGAAGUAUGGGAAGAGAGCCUUCCUGAAGCGCACUUUAAGUGAUGAAGAACGAGAAGAAAUUCUGAAGAGGAGGCGAUCAUCCAAAUGCGGCUCAUACCGGGCUGUGGAAGACAUUACAGAGGAGGAGCUAGAGAAUGUGGCCGUGACCGUUAAGGACAAAAUUUACGACAAAAUAUUGGGAAGCACUUGUCACCAGUGUCGUCAGAAAACAGCAGACACCAAAACAUUCUGCCGCAAUCCUGGCUGUGGUGGCGUCCGAGGCCAGUUUUGUGGGCCCUGUCUACGAAAUCGCUAUGGUGAAGAUGUGAGAGAGGCCCUUUUGGACCCAGAUUGGAUAUGUCCUCCGUGCCGUGACAUCUGUAACUGCAGCUAUUGCCGCAAAAGAGAUGGUCGUUGUGCCACAGGGAUGCUUAUUCACUUGGCCAAAUUUUCCGGUUAUGACAAUGUUAAAGAAUACCUUGAAAGCUUACAAAAACGAUUGGCGGAAGACGACUGAAUCUGACUAGAAGAAAAGAGCUUGAAUUUUCAUGGGAUAAUGGCUUAAUCGCGUAACCAGACAUUUGAUAGCAUGUGUACUCUGCGCAGGCAGAGAGAAUACAUAUUCCAACAUUUUAUCACCAGCUGUAUCCUAAUAAUUAAGUUCCCCCAAUGGGGCUCAUUCAUAAGCAGAAUGAUCCGAACUUAGUCAAUAUGGUCAUUAUUUCAGGAUAUUUAUGUUGCCAGAUGGUAUAGUAGAAAACUCUCUAUAUCGUAUUAGGGCAUUUGCCAUGACUUCCAUAUAAAUUCAAGCAGAGAUAAGGGGCUAUGCCUAAAUUUUCAUAGGAAGGGGGAAUUCAAUUGUUGGUGAAGGGGGCGAUUUUCCGUGACAUUUAAGCAAUGGCAGGCCACUUCGCUCAAAAGUCACUUUUGAGCAACAUUGCUGUAAAGUGUGGUAGUGUCAGGUGGAUUCGCUGGGUUAAUCUGUCCAACACAUAAUUGGACCCUCUCUCUCCUCCAAACCCCCCCCCCCCCCCUUCCUUAAAAAUGAGUAUUUUAAUACAAGAGGGAAAUAUUGUUGUUCUAUAUAUCACCUUCUUUAAAAUCCUGGAGCUUAAUGAAUGUCUAAUUUUUUUAUAAAAAAAAAAAAAAAAAAAAGUUUUUAUUUUUAAAUACCACUUUUUUCUGUUGAUGAUAAUUACAUAGAGCUUUGUGCAUUAUCAGUGCUACUGCAAUUAAUGUCUUUUUUGUAUCUUAGCUGCUAUAUAACCUUGAAUAUGUUGACUUGUAAAUGCUUUACUUAUAAUUUUUAGAAGGUUUUUUUUUUUAUUUUUUAUAUUUCUAUAAUUUUAUAUGGAGGUAGUGCUUGGUGACAAUGACAUGUUAUGCAGGCCAGAAAUCAGCAGAGUUCUGUUCACAUUAGUUAAACUGAGGCUUAUAAAAAACUGAAAAUGGGUAGUUUCCAAAACCACCACCAAGCCACGUGCUGGGUAGUUCAUUUAAUAUUGCUGAUUCUGUGGUCAAGAGCUAAACCGUCAGUAACAAGGCCACGCCUGCAAGAACCCAUUUAGCUGGCUUCUCCUUGGAUUUCAGGUUAAAUGUCCAAACGUAAGUAGGACCUCUGAUCUUUGUUUUGUAUACAGGACAUUCGUAUACAUUCUUCAGCUCUUGUUUGUCCACUGGAAUGGCUCUGACGUAAAUGACAGGCAUAGAAGGGGUCAGCUCUUUGAGACGUGCCUCUGAUAUCACACCUGUCUGAAUGUCCCACCUGGCACCUGGGGAGAGACAGAAAUGCUGUAUGAUGGUCUGUACGUUACCUUUACAGAAUUAAAGUUCAUUUGAAAACCA
Pseudophryne corroboree (corroboree frog) is the source of this 2574-nucleotide messenger RNA. RefSeq names its product cell division cycle associated 7 like (gene CDCA7L). The transcript is spliced from 8 exons. The record is from RefSeq and is a predicted model, not a curated record. Gene Ontology annotation, cellular component: nucleus. Gene Ontology annotation, biological process: regulation of DNA-templated transcription. The coding region runs from base 185 to 1246 and encodes 353 amino acids. Lineage: Eukaryota; Metazoa; Chordata; Amphibia; Anura; Myobatrachidae.